This is a messenger RNA of Funneliformis mosseae, 161 nucleotides long. The record is from the annotation of a GenBank genome assembly. NCBI's taxonomy places the organism in Eukaryota, Fungi, Glomeromycota, Glomeromycetes, Glomerales, Glomeraceae.
CACAUGUAAAGGAAUUACUUAUUAUAAUGUUUCAUUCUGAUAUAGCUGAUUCUAGAUUGAAAAUGAAUGCUAAUAAAAUGUAUGAAGAACUUUUGAAAAGAGUAAUAGAUAGAGAAAUUUCUAAAGAAGGUAUAUCAAAAGUUUUUACAAUUGCAAAUUAG